AUGGCGUCGCUUCUGCCUUUCUUCGGAUGGGCUGUUCUUCCCAAUUAUGCCACAUCUUUCCUGCAAUCUGUCUACUAUGGCAUAACAAUCCGUGCUGGUGAACCCAAGCCACUCCCUCAGACCCCGCGAUAUGAGCGCCAUCGUCGCCGUAUCUUCAUCUUUGUGAUCACCAGUUACCUCCUCUACACGCUCUACGAGACCUUCUACCAGGUACAGGUUGCAGGUGAUUACUACCAAGCUCUGGGUGUGUCACCAUUUGCCGAUGAGCGCGCAAUCAAGUCGCGAUUCCGCCGGCUCGCAGCUCAGUAUCACCCCGAUAAAGUCGGGCUGGACAGCGGGUCCGAUGCCUACUUCCUGUACCUUCGCCAGGCGCAGGAAACAUUGGUAGACCCGGUGAAGCGAUUUGCGUAUGACCGGUUCGGGACAGACAUGCUCGGUUGGGGAGAGCAGAAGACCAUGCGUGACUUCUUGAUGACUUCGUUGGUCAAGUCGAUUGUCCCGCAGUAUAUCGGCGGGUUUGUCACAACGCUUGUGCUUAACUGGUUGUGGUGGGCGAAUUGGGGCCGUUACUGGCGUUUCUACACGUUCGCCGCAAUGCUGACCCUCGAACUUGGCUUGAUUACGCACCCCCAAGCUGUGUUCAUGCCUACCUCAUACCUCCCCGUCGCGCUACAAGCCUGGCUCCCUAAAAACUCAUUCUACCUCCUCCCUUUCCAGAUCCUGACGCUAGCACGUCGCGCCUCCAUCAUGUUGCACAUUUUCAUCUCGCAGGCCGCCCCGCCCACCGCCAAAGUUGCCGGGAAUGGGAACGGCGAUAGGAUAUCGCCGCAGACUGUGCAGCGGAUUAGAGAGUUGAUCCAGUUGACACGCAGCACGGAUAUGGAGGCGACGCGGACGCUGCAGAUGGGUCUGGCACCUUUCCGCGGUGACCGUGAGAGUGUAUCAACACUCCGGCGGGGUAUGAAGGAAGGGCUGAUCCUCGGCGGGGUGCGGUCCAGUCCUGAGGUGCAACGUGCCGUGGCACAAGUGGUUGAACGACGCAAGGCUGAAGGUGACAGUAAGCGUGAUUGA
Molecule: messenger RNA, 1071 nt
Organism: Penicillium expansum
Lineage: Eukaryota; Fungi; Ascomycota; Eurotiomycetes; Eurotiales; Aspergillaceae
Product: J domain-containing protein
Exons: 3
Coding region: 1-1071 (356 amino acids)
Cellular component (GO): endoplasmic reticulum
Molecular function (GO): protein-folding chaperone binding; misfolded protein binding
Source: RefSeq, a predicted model, not a curated record